Messenger RNA from Naegleria gruberi, 1696 nucleotides. RefSeq names its product leucine aminopeptidase. Gene Ontology annotation, molecular function: manganese ion binding; metalloaminopeptidase activity. The record is from RefSeq and is a predicted model, not a curated record. The transcript has 3 exons. Lineage: Eukaryota; Heterolobosea; Eutetramitea; Acrasida; Naegleriidae. Gene Ontology annotation, cellular component: cytoplasm. Gene Ontology annotation, biological process: proteolysis. The coding region runs from base 1 to 1677 and encodes 558 amino acids.
AUGUCCAAACAACUAGUCCGAAAUGUUCUCCUCCAAACAAGCAAGAGAAGUUUUCAUACCAGUGCUCAAUUAAAGAAGGAUUACAUCUUGGGAGUUUAUAAAGAUGGAAGUUUUUCUCCAUCAGCCUAUAAUUUAUUAUCGGAACAAUUCUUGUCAUCACCAUUCUUUACAAAGAAGGAUUGGAAGGAAGGAAAGAUUUCUCUGAUUGAUUGUGGAAUGUUUUUUGAUGGAAAUAAGUGUAGUAUUGCAAAGAAUGAAAUUACUACUGAUGAUAGAAUAGUUUUUGUUGGUUUGGGAGAAAAGGAUGUUUCUACAAAGAAAAUUUCAUACAAGAAGAAGUUGUUUAAGGAACAAUUUGGUCAACAUGAAAUUGUUGAUAUUAAUCAACCAAGUGUUAGAGAUUUGGCCCAAAAAGCUGUUCAAGCCUUGUUGUCUGAUGUUAAAAAACCAAAGGAAGAAAAAUCUGAAAAGUCUGAAGAAGAGGAAAAUGAUUCUACUCUUGAAGUUUUCAUUGAUGAUUUGACUAAUGGUCAAGAAGCAGUUGAAGGAUUAAAACUUGGAAGUUGGAAGUUUAUUAAAUUGUCAAAGAAAACUGCCAGUAAGACACUCAAUCAAUUAUCUGAAGGAAAGGUUAAUGUUUCUUCUAAUAUUGAAAAGGAAGUUAUUGAUAGAGCUAUUAUUUAUUCUGAUGCUCAAAACUUUUCAGCAUACUUGUCUGAAUUACCUGCCAACUAUCUCACUCCAAAGUUGUUCUGUAAAACAGUAACUGAAAAAUUCCAAACUGAAUUGGGUGAUUUACUCUCAAAGGAAAAUUCACCAUUAACCAUCAAGGAACACGACAAGAAAUGGUGUGAAGAAAUGAAGAUGGGAUCUUUCUUGGGUGUUUCUCAAGGAUCUGCUGAGGAGCCAAGAGUGUUAGAAAUUACAUUCAUGAAUAAUCCAAAAGAUAACACCAACUUUGAUAUUAUCUAUGUCGGUAAGGGUAUCACUUUUGAUUCUGGUGGUAUUUCAAUUAAACCAGCUGCAGGAAUGAAAGAUAUGAAGGGAGACAUGUCAGGUGCUGGAUCUGUUAUGGCAACCAUGUUGGCUGUUUGUAAAUUGAAUCUUCCUGUCAAUAUCAAGUGUAUUGCCAUGUUGUGUGAAAAUAUGCCAUCCUCCACUGCCUAUAAACCAGGUGAUGUCAUUACAGCAAGAAAUGGUAAAACCAUUGAAGUUGAUAACACUGACGCUGAAGGUAGAUUGGCUCUUGCUGAUGGUUUGUGUUAUGCUUCAGAAUUCAAACCAAAUCAUUUGAUUGAUGUUGCCACUCUUACAGGUGCUUGUGUUGUUGCUUUGGGAACCAAAUUGACUGGUUGUUAUACCUCAACUAAUGACAUGUGGAAGAGAUUUGAAAAGUCAGGUAUUAACACAAAGGAUUAUAUGUGGAGAAUGCCAUUCAUGCCAACUGAAUAUGAAAAGCAAAAUGAAAGCAAUGUUGCCCAUGUCAAGAACUCUGGAGGUAGAAAUGCUGGCAGUAUCACUGCUUGUUGUUUCUUAUCCGAAUUUGUUGAUUUUGAAAAGGUUCCAAAUUAUGCCCAUCUCGAUAUUGCUGGAACCAAUUCAGAUGCUAAGGGAAUUCACAAUGGUCGACCAACAAGAGCUCUUAUUGAAUAUGUAAGACUCUUACAAGAAGAAUAAACCCUUAUUAUUAUUAAUA